GUGAGUGUGUGAUGCGGGGCGUGCGGGCUUGACACGCCAUUUGACUGAUAAACAAAGGCAAACAAACACCAGCGGGAUAAUCCGUCCUUUUCCUCAGUUCGCUCUCCUGCUAAAGUGAGAGGAAGCUGAAACCGAUCGGCUUCCGUCCCCGUCUGGAUGCAGGACUUGUGUUUCGGUGUUUCAGCUCGGUUUGUUCCACGGUCAGGUUGUGGUUCAGAGUCCGGAGCUGCAGCUCGGUUAACGGUUGACGGGCUCGGUGCGGAGCCGCGGACCGGCACAGGCUGGUGUAAACACUCGGGACUUCUCUGUCAGAUCGUCAGGAGAAGUUGGGCUGUUGUACUUUUCUGCAGCAACACUUGGAGCCAGCAGUUUGGGAUUGAAAAGUGAAAUCUGAAAGUCGAUCGAAGGAGCCAAAGAAGAAGACGUUUGUGAGGAAACACAGAAAAAACAGCCAGAAUGGGGAGGAAAAAGAUUCAGAUAGCGCGGAUUAUGGAUGAGCGGAACAGACAUGUGACGUUCACCAAGCGCAAGUUUGGUCUGAUGAAGAAGGCGUAUGAGCUGAGCGUGUUGUGCGACUGCGAGAUCGCCCUCAUCAUCUUCAACAGCACCAACAAGCUGUUUCAGUACGCCAGCACCGACAUGGACAAAGUUCUGCUCAAAUACACCGAGUACAACGAGCCCCACGAGAGCCGGACCAACUCCGACAUCGUGGAUACGCUGCGUAAGAAAGGCUUAAACGGCUGCGACAGCCCCGACAUCGAGGCCGACGACUCUGCUGGCCAGAGCCCAGAGUCAGACGACAAAUACCGCAAAAUCAACGACGACAUCGACCUGAUGAUCAACAGACAGAGAGUCUGUGGUCUGCCUCCCGCCAACUACGACAUGGGAGUGUCCGUCCCAGGCAGCAACCCCGGCGGGCUGCUGUACUCGCAGUCGGGGUUGGGCUGCGGUCUCAGUAACCACAACCUGCUGCCCAUCACGCACUCACACCUGCAGAGAAACAGCAUGUCCCCUCAGCGGCCCUCCAGCACUGGAAAUGCAGGUCUGCUGGGCUCAGAGCUGCCGAACGUUGUGGUCUCCGCUGUGGGAAACGGUAGCUACGGUAACCACUGCACCUCCCCCGGGCUGCUGUCUCCAGGAGUGUCCAAGAGCCUGCAGGAGAAGAGUCCUCCUCCUCCUGCUCCGGGUCCCGGUCCAGCGGCGAGCCUGAGCCGGAAGCCCGACCUCCGCACGCUGAUGCCCCCCUCCAACAAGUGCAGCAACAUGGCAGCCAUGAACCAGAGAAUAAACCACUCUCAGAGCGCUCAGAGUCUGUCCACUCCUGCCGUGUCCAUCGCUGCUCAGACUCUACCUGGACAGGGGAUGGGCGGCUAUCCGUCCACGCUGUCCUCUUCUUACAGCACAGAGUUCUCCCUGGGCGCCGACCUGUCCGCCCUGUCAGGGUUUGGAGGUUCUGGUCUCGGCUCGGUGACCAGCUGGCAGCAGCAGCAGAUGCAGAAUCUGCAGCACUCGGCGCUGGGACACAUGGGGAACUUGUGUCAGAACUCGAACCUAAACCUGCCCUCCGCUCAUCAGCACCUCCACAUCAAGUCCGAGCCGGCCUCCCCUCCCAGAGACCGCAACAUCGGCAUGAUCGGCGCAGGGCUGGUAGGAGGCUUGACCGCAGCCGGAUACUCCGCCCCCGCCGCCGGCCGAGGUCCCGGCGAGCCGGGCCGCUCCCCCGCCGACAGCGCGUCCAGCUGCGGCAGCUCGUACGAAGGCAGCGAAGAGCGCGACGAUCCCCACGGGGGCGACAGCUUCCUCCUCCGGCCCCUGUCCAGUCAGGAGGAGCACCACAGCCCGUCAGUCAAACGGAUGAGGCUAUCAGAGGGCUGGGCGACAUGAUGGGAGGCGGCCUACAACAGAGGAGGGGAGGGGCUGUUAGCAAAGUUACCUUAUAGUGUUAUUAUUAUUAUUAUUAUUAUCAUAUUCUUCCUGUACUGAGUGGGUGUGUUAUAUGUGUAACAUGUACAUGGGGGGGCUGGGGGGGUCGGAUACAGUGAUGUCCUGCUGUAUUUACCACACGCGCUGUAGCUGGACAGCACAGUAUUUAUCAGUCAAAGUCCUUCACUGCAGCUGGUCAGUCAAAAGCGACUUCCUCCGACUCACAGCAAAGUCUAACCGAGCACGGCAUUAAUCACACGUACGCUCAGAGCAGCCAAUCAGAGACGAGGAUUUGCCCUACGUUACCUGAGCUUUACGCAUGAUUCAAGUUCUGUUCAGUUCAUUUUGAUUCGUGUGUGAAGUCACGAGUAGCAACUCGCACACGAAGAACAUCAGUCUGAUGUAUUUACACCCCAGUAAAUCUGCAGGCUAAAUGCAGUCUGUUUUUCAUAUUCUGACGACUUGUCACGACUCGUGAUGUUUUGUGCAACUCGCAUCAGAAGCUGUUUUUAUCCUGAAGCCUGCGAGUCGGAGUAAAACCGAAGUCUAAAAAGUUCCUUCAGUUUGGUAAAACGUCCAGGACAAACGUGUACUGAAGCAGCGGGCGAGUGUGUCGGUGUACAUGUACUGCGUGUUUUGUGUGUGUGUGUUUGGGGGGGGGGGGGGGGGGGUGUAAGUAAAUAACAAAUAUGUUACAUGCACAUCGACGUAUGUGCACAUGUAUGCAAACUAACUGAAAGGUAAAGUGAAGAAGAAGAAGUCUGGUACUCUGAACGCUGAAGCUACUGGUGAGUUUAAUAACACGUGGAUCGUCCGAGCUGAGCCGCGCCGCGCCGCGCCACGCCGCGCCGCGUCGCUCAGGCCGCCGUGUUGCAGGUUCAACAUAUUUGCGCACAUUAAAAUGUAUAGCACAUUUAACUAUGAUUGUAAGGAAGGUAAAGUGUGGCAAAACAACAAGCGAGCAUACAGAGAGAGCGAGAGGAAGUGGGAGGACGAGAAGCGUAGCUCAGGUGAGACGGGAAAGGUGACUGAGGAGGUUUUAAAGGAAGUUAAUUGCAACAGGUUGCAGAGCAAAGAAGCUUUGGACAAGUUUCACUUCACGCGAAGCUGCUUAUCAGAGUUAGUGAAUCAUUUUCAGAGCUGUUAGAAAAUUUAUUUCAGUGACUUCAACAGUAUGGAAGCAAAGAAGGCUGAAACGUGAAUGUUACUGAACAACUGAUAAGAACCACAACUGAGUAAAUUCACUUGAAUGUGUUUCUGUUCGGUCCAGCCAUUAUUAAAUAUGGAAAAGGUGCACAGAGGCAUUCACAUGCAUUUAACACAAAGACGUCAAGAAAUGUCUGAGCAGCAGAAAGUUUCAGCUGAAUUUGUAGCAUUUAAAUGUUUUAAUUUGAUCCGAUUUUAGGUUUUUAUCUGAAAAUGUGUCCAGAUUUUUAAAUUUAAAUUUUAAAUUCACACAAAAGGAUUUCAAAUUAGUGCAUUUCAAUGUAGUCCCACUACAUUUAAGUAGCCACUGAAUACUUAAGUAGUAGUCGCACCACUUAAGUAUUCAGUAUUGGUUCUGUUUAUAAUUUUAAAAAAUUGAAAAGGUCAUAUAUUCAGCCUUCAUUUGCUUCCAUACGAACAUCUGCAUUAUUUACCCCUGAAGACAAACAGAGCUGCUGUGGUUUGACGUAUCAGUGCACACUGAGAGUUGAAACGUUAGCAGAACUGCACUCCUAAAAGCCAUACGGGACAGCGAUGCUCGACUGCACCAACUGUAUACUGUUACGUUUUUCAAUUCUUUAUUAUGUCAGAUUGAUAUUCUGGGAUGUCUGCAGCUCUGUUUAAUAAGAUGAUAAAAAAGCAGAAAGAUGCACGACAUUUUCUAUUAAACGUUCAGGGAGAUUUUAAUUCAGUUGUGAGUUAAAUGAACACGAUUUACCUUUAAAGUUCAGCUGGUGUCAGACUCAGCGUUAAAUCACAGAGACAAUCUGUCAAACUGCAGUGCGUAAAUACUAACACAUACAGCGUUUACAGUGGCGGGAAAAGUACUCAUUUACUGAAGUGACGGCGCCAAUACGACAAAACACGCCACCAGGUCGCCAUGAUGGACGACUGAAGAAGCUGUGGACCUUUAAAGCUUAGAGUCUGAUCAGUAAGCUGUUAAAUAAACUUCCUGACGCAGAAGCAUCCCGCGUUUCCGCCUUGGCUUCAGUAAAUGGUUCCUCUGCUGUGCUGUGUGUGCGAGCUGCAGCUACAAGGCCAUCGUGGACAUUUUGAAUCAUCUGUGAUCACCUGACUGGGUCUGACACCCGCCACCAUAGGAGUCUGGACAGAGAAGGUGACUGGCUUGAACGGGUUUUUACUUUAGGGGAGCAGAGCGGUGGCUGAGGGUCGUUCACAUUUGAAUAUUUUUGGUUUAAAAACUGUAUAUUUGGAGCUCAGACCUUCAGCCACACUUGACCCUCUGUGUCUGUUUGUGCCCCGCUGACUAAACCUGAACCCCCCUGUAGCUGUUGUAGCAGAUUGGGCAGAGCCCAGAGGUGUUUUCUCCUGCACUCCUUUUCUUUUCUGAUGACCGUGUUUGUCUCCGGGUUGGUCGGCCUCCAGCUCAGAUCCCCUGCAUUGAGCCGGGAGCUGAGGGUCCUCGGGCUCCUCAGGUUCUUCAGGGUCCUCGGGGUCCUCAGGGUCCAGGUGGAGCGUAGACUAACCACAGUGUGAAGUAUUCUCCUUAUUUGUGUUUUUGGUUUGCUUCUUGACUUAGUAAUGCCUGGACUUUGUAACUCAAAGGCCCCGAUGAAAUUCUUUUAUUUGUGUUCGGCGACAUCAGCUGAACGUUUUCCCCGUCCUGCACUGAAGCUUCUGAUCACCGCCGGUGGAGUCUUUUGAGAGAUCGUUAGCGGCAUAAGCUGGCCUUUGUCGCCACUUGGAGACAGCGUUUCUCUGAAGGAAAACAAAGUGCACGUCUGCUGUGGCGGUCAGAGAUCAUCUCCAGCAGCUCCCUCACUCAGAGACGUGCUAGCAUUUGUAUUUUGCAGAAAAAUAAAUAAAAAUAUACAGGCUCUG
Molecule: messenger RNA, 4971 nt
Organism: Scatophagus argus
Lineage: Eukaryota; Metazoa; Chordata; Actinopteri; Scatophagidae
Gene: mef2ca
Product: myocyte enhancer factor 2ca
Exons: 10
Coding region: 457-1884 (475 amino acids)
Biological process (GO): positive regulation of transcription by RNA polymerase II
Molecular function (GO): DNA-binding transcription factor activity, RNA polymerase II-specific; protein dimerization activity; RNA polymerase II cis-regulatory region sequence-specific DNA binding
Source: RefSeq, a predicted model, not a curated record